CACACACACACACACACACACACACACACACACACACACACACACAGAUCCUUUGCGGAAGAAGCCAGAGAGAGGAGCCGAGGCGGCGCUAAAUUAAAUUAGCAUCACUAACUAGUUAGCUGUUGGAUGGACGGGUGAAAGAGGAACUGAAACAACAACCACACCGUCUUUAAGUCCAGAGGCACGCCGGCUCAGAGAUCAUUUUGUCGGAUCUUUGCCUGCCGAGGAGAUGGGGGACAAGGCGGGCACCAGAGUUUUCAAGAAGUCGAGCCCCAACUGUAAGGUGACGGUGUACCUGGGAAAGAGAGACUUCGUGGAUCACCUGGACCACGUCGACGCUGUAGAUGGCGUGAUCCUCGUGGACCCGGAGUACCUGAAGGACAGGAAAGUCUUCGUCACGCUCACCUGUGCGUUUCGUUACGGCCGUGAAGAUCUUGAUGUUCUCGGUCUGUCGUUCAGGAAGGAUCUCUACAUCUCCACCUUCCAGGCGUUUCCCCCGGUGCCGGAGGAGAAGAAACCGAACAGCCGGCUGCAGGAGCGUCUGCUGAAGAAACUCGGGCAGCAUGCUCAUCCCUUUUACUUCACUAUCCCUCAGAACCUCCCAUGUUCAGUCACUUUACAGCCCGGCCCAGAGGACACUGGGAAGGCCUGCGGUGUCGACUUUGAGAUCAGAGCUUUCUGCGCCAAGUCAAUAGAAGAAAAGAUCCACAAGAGGAACUCGGUGCGUCUGGUGAUCAGGAAGGUUCAGUACGCUCCAGAGAAGCCUGGCCCUCAGCCGAUGGUGGAGACGACCCGCAGCUUCCUGAUGUCGGACAGAUCCCUGCACCUGGAGGCUUCUCUGGACAAGGAGCUUUACUACCACGGAGAGCCAAUCAGCGUCAACGUCCACGUCACCAACAACUCCACCAAGACCGUGAAGAGAGUCAAAAUAUCAGUGCGUCAGUACGCAGAUAUCUGUCUGUUCAGUACUGCUCAGUAUAAAUGUCCAGUCGCCCAGCUGGAGGCAGAUGACCAGGUGUCGUCCAGCUCCACCUUCUGUAAGGUCUACACUCUGACCCCAACGCUCGACAAGAACCGAGAGAAGAGAGGACUCGCUCUGGACGGGAAACUCAAACACGAAGACACCAACCUGGCCUCCUCCACCAUUGUGAAAGACGUCACCAACAAGGAGGUUUUGGGGAUCCUGGUUUCCUACAGAGUCAAAGUGAAGCUGGUGAUCUCACGUGGAGGGCUGCUGAGAGGCAUGUUGGACAGAGACGUUUCGGUGGAGCUGCCGUUCAUCUUAAUGCAUCCCAAACCUGUGGAGCCGCCGCUGUCCCGCCCGCAGUCUGCAGUGCCAGAGAUGGACCCCCCCAUCGACACCAACUUGAUAGAGUUCGACACAAACAGCAUCUCCCAGGACGACGACUUCGUCUUCGAGGAUUUCGCCCGCCUGCGACUCAAAGGCGCUGUCGAUGACAAAGACGAGGACUGCUAGGAACUGCUUCGCACACAUGCACACACACACACACACACUGUUCAUAUUACAUUCCCCGGUGGAGGAUGAGUGGACGGAGGUCGCCGGUGUUCUUCCCCUCCCCUCAUCUCGUCACGCCGCUGCCAUUUUUGUCGCCGUCUCUCUCUCUCUCUCUCUCUCUCUCGUUCUGCUGAAGGUUUGACAAACUGCUGCCGGACAGACCGUGUUGUUGCCGGGCGGAUCUGAGCUCUGACACGUGAAGAAGAAAAGGAAGAAGAAAUAUAGAAGAAGAAGAAGAAGAAGGAAAAAAAAAACACGUGUGUAGGGAGCUGCAGCGCUCGUAUGCUUUUAUUUUGAAAAUCCUUUUUCGAAUGUCGAUCACCGUCUUGUACAAACAGAAUAUAUAUUUGAAACAUAGAAAGAAAAAAAAAAAAUCUUCUACGAGCAUUUGAUCUGUGUUCAGUGGUGAUCGCCGCUUUGUCUUCAAGAUAACACUGCGAGGGGAACACACACACACACGCACACACACACACACACACACACAGGUCAGAUUUCACCAGCAUCUACUCUCGUCACCCUGUCGUCCAUUUUGUACAAAAUGUUUGUUCUGUCAGACGUUUCUUUUUAUUUUAUUUUGAAAGAACCAUUCCAGCGUCGACAGAGUUUCCUGGUUUUAUUUUGAAAAUCCAUUGUUAUUUUGGAUUUCAGUUUAACUUUUAAGUUCAGGAGUUCAUGACAAAUUGGUCUUAAGGAAAAUGCAAUUGUAUAUUAACAAGAAAUUUAACAUUUUCACUAAUUUUAAGUAGAAUUUGUCAUUUUUUGGACCUGAAUUUCAAAAUACAUGUUAACUCAAAAUCGCAUUAAAAAUAAAUACAAAAGUUAAUAUUUCAGCAAUGUCAUUUCCAGCAAACGUUUACAAAACAGGAGGAAAUUGUACUUUUGUUGAAUUAAAAUAAAAUAUGCACAUUAUUACCUUCACUGUGAUGGAAAGAUAGAAAAAGGAAAAUCAAGGAUUAACUCAGAAAAUUUUUAGAAAACAUGUUCUGGAAAAAUGUUUAAAAAAUACACGGUUGUUAAAAAAUUACAAAAUAAAGUUUUAUUUUACAAGAAACUUUAAAUAUUUUCAAAAUAAAAGCAGAACUAAUAUCAGUCUUUAUAAAAUAAAUGUUCAUUGUGAAAGAUUUAGUUCAAAUAAUUCCUUUUUAUUUAAAUGAGGGACACUUUUCUCAACAACUUGCUUCAUUUAAAAAAAGAAAAUAUACUUUUAUUUUGAAGGGUUAAAGGGACUCUGGCGACGCUGGAAUCGAUGUUUCUUUUUCGGUCAAAAACAAUUUAUAUGAGUUUUUUUUUUUUACCUUCACCAAGUGUAACUGAUCUGGGUUAACUAAAUAAACUCGUUAUUACACCUGAAGAAGAAAUGGAAAAGUGAGUCGCUCUAAUCUCAGUUUUUUUGUCAUGAAGCGCCAAAAAACUGAGAAUUACCGAUCUGGCUGCGGAGGACCGAAGCUGCCAGAAUACAAAGUAAAUAACAGAUUUGAUAAAUAAAUAAAUAUUCUUAAAAACAUUUACAAAAAUAACAGUGAAAAAUCCAGGCAUUAAUUAAGAGAGAAUAUUUUUAUUUAAAUGUCUUCAUAAUUUAUUACUCAUUUGUUUACUUUUACAUGCAUUCAUAUUAGGGGAUAAUAAUACAGACAUCAUUAAAUACAUAAAAAGGGAAAUAAAUUCAAUGUAAAAGUGAAUACAAAUAAUUAAAUUAAAAACAGGAAUAAACAUUUUCGACUUGAUAAUUAAUGCAUUAUUUUUGUUUUAUUUAAUGGUAUUUUAAUAUAUUUAUCAAAUCAUUAGAUAUUUAUUUGGCAGCUUUUUUCCUCCGUACUUUUCUACCGUUGUAUUGACCUAAUCCGAGCGAUCUGUCCCCGGCUGCUUGAAGGGAAACACUGCUGUUAUAACGUAUGAAUCCUCUCUGAUUGACCCGAAUGCACUUUGAUUAGAAAUAUGUUCAGGGUCUACUUUACGCGCCGUGCCUUCUGCCUCUGUUGCCAACACCUUUCCUCUCAAUGCCACUUUCUCAUCGUGACUUAAAAACAGAAUUUGCAGGACGCUCCUGCAAGUCAGACAAGAUGCCAACUAUCACAUAUAUGUAAUUAUAAAUAAAUACUAUUGUUUAUCACCUUUC
Messenger RNA from Trematomus bernacchii (emerald rockcod), 3632 nucleotides. It is a transcript of the gene arrb2a, whose product is annotated as arrestin, beta 2a. NCBI's taxonomy places the organism in Eukaryota, Metazoa, Chordata, Actinopteri, Perciformes, Nototheniidae. Gene Ontology annotation, molecular function: angiotensin receptor binding. The record is from RefSeq and is a predicted model, not a curated record. The coding region runs from base 230 to 1477 and encodes 415 amino acids. Gene Ontology annotation, cellular component: cytoplasm. Gene Ontology annotation, biological process: positive regulation of ERK1 and ERK2 cascade; G protein-coupled receptor internalization; signal transduction. The transcript has 17 exons.